Molecule: messenger RNA, 1878 nt
Organism: Rhododendron vialii
Lineage: Eukaryota; Viridiplantae; Streptophyta; Magnoliopsida; Ericales; Ericaceae
Product: glucose-6-phosphate 1-dehydrogenase, cytoplasmic isoform
Exons: 15
Coding region: 1-1554 (517 amino acids)
Biological process (GO): pentose-phosphate shunt, oxidative branch; glucose metabolic process
Cellular component (GO): cytosol
Molecular function (GO): glucose-6-phosphate dehydrogenase activity; NADP binding
Source: RefSeq, a predicted model, not a curated record
AUGGGGUCAGGUUGUUGGACCGUUGAGAAAAGAUCCACUUUGAGAAAUGACUCCUUGUCUAGAGAAAGUGGAUCUGUUCCUGAAACUGGGUGUCUAUCUGUAGUUGUACUCGGGGCUUCUGGUGAUCUUGCAAAGAAAAAGACUUUUCCGGCCCUCUUCAACCUUUACCGGCAGGGCUUUUUGCUGUCCAAUGAAGUCCAUAUAUUUGGCUAUGCGAGGACCAAGAUUUCGGAUGAUGAGUUGAGAAAUCGCAUACGUGGAUUUCUUAUCCAGGGCAAGGGUGCUUCUGAUGAGCAGUUGGAAGAAUUAUCUAAGUUUCUGCAAUUGAUAAAAUACGUUAGUGGCUCCUACGAUUCUGCGGAGGGUUUUCAGUUACUGGAUAAGGAAAUAUCUGAGCAUGAAGUCUCGAAAAAAACCAUAGAAGGGUCAUCCCGUAGACUUUUCUACUUUGCGCUUCCUCCAUCAGUAUAUCCGUCUGUCUGCAAAAUGAUCAAGAAUUAUUGCAUGAAUAAAUCUGAUCUUGGUGGAUGGACUCGAAUUGUUGUUGAGAAGCCUUUUGGCAAGGAUUUGGAUUCAUCUGAGAAACUGAGCGAACAAAUUGGAGAGUUAUUUGAGGAACCACAGAUUUAUCGUAUUGACCAUUACUUGGGAAAGGAACUGGUCCAAAAUUUGUUGGUACUUCGUUUUGCGAAUCGAUUUUUUCUGCCAUUGUGGAAUCGUGACAAUAUUGAUAACGUACAAAUUGUGUUUAGGGAGGAUUUCGGAACUGAAGGUCGUGGUGGAUAUUUUGAUGAAUAUGGGAUCAUCCGCGAUAUUAUACAAAACCAUCUCUUACAGGUUUUUUGUUUGGUUGCAAUGGAGAAACCUAGUUCUCUAAAGCCUGAGCGUAUACGUGAUGAAAAAGUGAAGGUCCUUCAAUCCGUCCUUCCUAUUAAAGAUGAGGAGGUGGUUCUUGGACAAUAUGAUGGCUAUACAGAUGAUCCAACGGUGCCUGACAACUCAAACACUCCCACUUUUGCAACUGUGGUUCUUCGCAUUCACAAUGAAAGAUGGGAAGGUGUUCCUUUUAUACUCAAGGCAGGGAAAGCCUUAAAUUCAAGGAAGGCUGAAAUACGUGUUCAAUUUAAGGAUGUUCCUGGUGAUAUAUUUAAAUGUCAAAAGCAAGGAAGAAAUGAAUUUGUAAUACGCCUGCAGCCUAAAGAGGCCAUGUACAUGAAGCUUACGGUCAAGCAGCCUGGCUUGGAAAUGUCAACUGUUCAAAGUGAACUAGACUUGUCAUAUGGACAACGUUAUCAAGGGCUUACCAUUCCAGAGGCCUAUGAGCGUCUAAUUCUUGAUACAAUAAGGGGAGAUCAGCAGCAUUUUGUAAGGAGAGAUGAGUUGAAGGCUGCUUGGGAGAUUUUUACACCUCUGCUCCACAGAAUAGAUAAUGGAGAACUCAAGCCGACCCUAUACCAGCCAGGGAGCCGGGGGCCUGACGAAGCAGAUCAGUUGCUUGAAAGGUCUGGUUAUGUCCAAACACAUGGCUACAUAUGGAUCCCUCCCACCUUGUAGUAGCUUUGCAUGGUCGAACGAGAAUCCUUGGGUUUUAUCGGGUUCCACUUCUACCAUCUAUACAUAAAAUAGUCACUAAUAUAUUUGUCAGGGCCUGCUCUUUAGCAGUGUCCCGCGCUAUACCUGGAUAUAUGAUGUAAUGCCUUGAUGAGGUUACUCGUGGAGAGUGAGAAUCAUGUUGUGUGAUGAAAGCUACAUAACAAUAAAGGUGUUCGAAGCCAAUACAAGAUAGAAUAAGGCCCUGUUCGGCUAAAAAAGCCAUUGGCUUUUCUGCCAAAAAUAAGCCAAAUAAAUCCACAUAAAAACAAAAAUAAGCCAAUAAGU